Leptopilina boulardi is the source of this 4011-nucleotide messenger RNA. RefSeq names its product ras-related protein Rab-32 (gene Rab32). Gene Ontology annotation, cellular component: late endosome; trans-Golgi network; lysosome. Gene Ontology annotation, molecular function: GTPase activity; GTP binding. Gene Ontology annotation, biological process: endosome to lysosome transport; phagosome-lysosome fusion. The coding region runs from base 306 to 2498 and encodes 730 amino acids. The record is from RefSeq and is a predicted model, not a curated record. The transcript is spliced from 7 exons. Lineage: Eukaryota; Metazoa; Arthropoda; Insecta; Hymenoptera; Figitidae.
UUCUUGUUUCCAGACACCGUUUUGUUCUUUUAUUGUUACGCGAUUUGCACCUUUUUUUCUUUUCCUUUUCUAUACCAUAACUACUACAUAAAUAACUCAGUGCGUGUGAACAGGGAUCAUCCCAACCUGUCUAUUCCUAUCGGCAACUAUAUCGGUGUCAAUAAAAUAGUAUUCGCAAAUGUAACGGUAGCAAAACCGAUCGAACCCUAAAACGGUUCUAGGGUUUCUGAAGAAGCCACGUCGUGGCCCGUAGCAAAAGUUUCUCUUCAAUUUGAGUAUACUCAAACCUCUCGAAUAGUUACAAGAUGGAUCAUCAUGUAGAAAAAAUGAACCAAGGCGGUAGUUCACCGGAUACACUGAUUGGCCGAUCUUCACCUGAAGAAGAUCGAAAACGUCAAAUGACAAGUUUCUCUGCUGAGAAUCUUAAUACUGCAGCAGCCACUGGAGAAAGUAGUUCAAGUUUAGAAACCAUUGUUGGUGUUGGAAUGGAGGCCAAGAAAAAGGGUAGAUUCGGCUCAUUGAAAAGCAGUUUUCGUAAAGAAGGUGGUUUAUUUAAAAUGAAGAAAAAAAAGAAGAAGCAUUUUGAAGCAGAACCUUCCACUCAAUAUCCUCAGAGUGAACAGAGCACGAAAGCCGACAUACAAAUUAAUGUCUCCCUCGUUCCUUUUCUUGCUUUUGCACCUCAUUUGAUCGAUGAUGAUGAUGAAGGCUCUCAGAAAAUAUUUCCAGACGAUAAAAAGAACCAACAGCAACAAAUUCAGCCUGAAGGCAUUAGCAGUAAGGUGAAGCAAAAAAAACCAAGAAAAACGCAUUCAUUGGUACGAAAAUUGAGUUUCAACAAGUUUGGAAUGUCUCCGGAACCAGAGCCGAGACAUACACCCGAGGGUGGUGAUAGUAGUCGAUCUUUGAGUCAAUCGUCUCAAGAGUCAACGAGUCGCUUGGAUAGUUCACCGACGAUGACCCCAAGGAAGGAGUCAGAUCAUGAAAAGUGGUCAACAUGGUCGUUACCAGGAGCGACACAGCAGAGGUCCACUGCAGUGAACGAGGACGAGGACGCUAAGAAGGUGGACGCAAGAAAGCAGAGAGAGGGCAAAAAAGGGGAAGAACAAGCCGCGAUCCAGCAGAAAUCUGAGAACUUGAUCGAGAAACCUGUGAGCACUAUCACUGUAGUGCAACGCAAGUCGCCAUCGUUAACUAUCAAAAUCAGCAACUUACACGAGCGAACACUCAAAUUACAGCAAAACGACCCUCCAAAUCCGGAAAAGCACCUUCAGACGGUACCGGAAGUAUUCUCGACAGUUCCCCGCCGCGCGAUAUCAGAUCGACCGGAUGAAUCUUCUGCUCACGAGAGUCAUGAGGUGUCCAAGAAGGCAAAACUCGCGAUUAAAUCUGAAUCGGAAUCCUGCCCUGCAUCCGCCGCAUCGAAGACGUCGCCGCUGGAGCCGCGUCGGAAAUCACUUUUGGAGGAAAAACGUGCAAUUUUCCAGCGGCGUCGCUUCGAUUCAUCAUCGAGUACAUCUGAUGAUACCAUGAUCGCUGUCACAGUAGACGAGGACACGACAAGAAGGAACCUCCUAGAACCAGAGCAUCGUGAGCAGAAAAGUAGAAAGACAGCGAGACACAUCAGCGUUCGUAAAUUUGACACAUUCUCAACAUUCGAAGGUACAUUCGACGAGGAUACGGGCGUUGGAUAUCUAGCUGGCAUCGAGGAGGACUAUCGCGAAAGCUGCGAGAAGCAGGCUGACGAUCUCGCCAAUUUGCAAGAAGACAUGGCACAUGCCAUCUCCGAAAACCCUGAGAAAUCCAGAUCCGUUAGCCAGGAGAGUGCGUCGUCGCAAAAUAAUGUGCCGAGUUCUGGAUUGGGAGAGAAACGAGAACAUUUGUACAAAAUUUUGGUAAUUGGAGAACUUGGCGCUGGAAAAACAUCUAUAAUCAAAAGAUAUGUUCAUCAAUUUUUCUCACAACAUUACAGAGCGACAAUUGGUGUCGAUUUUGCACUUAAAGUUCUUAAUUGGGAUCCACAUACAAUUAUCAGAUUACAAUUAUGGGAUAUCGCAGGACAAGAGAGAUUUGGAAAUAUGACAAGGGUAUAUUACAAAGAAGCAGUUGGAGCAUUUAUUGUUUUCGAUGUAACGAGAAGUGCAACAUUAGAAGCUGUUGUAAAAUGGAAACAGGAUCUGGACUCUAAAGUUCAACUUCCUGAUGGUUCGCCAAUACCUUGUGUUCUUUUAGCGAAUAAAUGUGAUCAACAAAAAGAGGGAAUGGUUAAUACUCCUGCAAAAAUGGACGAAUACUGCAAAGAGAAAAACUUUGCUGGAUGGUUUGAAACAUCGGCUAAAGAAAAUAUUAAUAUUGAAGAAGCUGCUCGAUUCCUCGUCAAUAAAAUACUCCAAAACGAUCAAAUUAUAAAAGGUUCCGGAUCUCAGGAUCAAACUGAUGGCGAGAGAUUUGCUUUGAAUCAAUCUCCAACGAGUUCAAAAAAAUCUUGCGCCUGCUGACGAAACUGUCUUGACAGUGAAUUCUUUCUUCAUCGCAAAACGUCCUUGUAUUUUAUUAUUUGAAACUGUUUAAUAAGCCGAUAUAAUGAGCCACAACUAAUUUGCAUCUACUCAACGAUUAUAAUUACACCAUCCAUGUACUUAUGUAUAUAUAUUUAUAUAUAUAUACACGCAUCUAGGGUCAAAUUAGAAUAUACGUUUGUAUAUGUAAACAUAUACUUACGUAUUCUUCUCGGUACAAAUAAUUUACUUUCGUUUCAUGUGCCAGUUAGUCAUAUUUAAUUAAUAAAAAUAUCAAUUGUUACUGACCUAUUUUUAAAAGAAAAAUUCAAAUAACUUUUUUUAAAUUGAAAUAUUUUAUAUUUAUAUAUAACAGCUGAAAAAGAAAAAAAUCUACACAAUUCCAUUCAAAGGUGCCUUAAAUUCUUUCAAUAUUGACUUUUUAAUGUAAUAUUUAUGCAAAAAAAAGUAAGUUUCAAAUUCAAAAAUAAUCAACGGAUUCUACAUUUUAGAUGUUUUUAAUUAAGUACAUUUGCGUGUAACAUUCCAUGUAAUUUUUAAGAAUAUUUGUAUAUGUAAAAUGAAGGAUGGUGGUGGGUUAAGUAAGUGCCAUUCGUCCGAGCAUAAUUUAUAAUCACGUGAAGAUCAAGUCACGAAAAAUUUUAAUCACUUCCUGUAUAUUUAUAACGAAGAAAGUUCCACUUCUUAUACGACUGGCAAUAAUUCAAACUGAAAUGUAUAUUUAUUUACUUCUAUAUUAUAUAAGCGUGAAAAUUAUAGCAUUUGAAAAAUUCGGAAAUUCGAAUUUAUUGCGACAAAUUCACAACUGUUGAAAACGAAUUCCAAAAUUCAACAUUUUUUUAUAAUUAAAAAAAUGUUUUUUAAUCAUUUAAAAAAAGAAUAUGUUAAUUAAAAUUUUUAUCUUACGUUUUUUUUUACUAUUUACAAUUUUAUGUUUUUAUUAUAUUCAUAUUUAUUAUUUUAAUAGAAGGUUGAAUUUAUGACAUUCCGAUAAAAAUAAUUUAUAUAAAUUCGUAAAUCUGGAUUUUCUUUGUCUGUUAUGACUCUUUUAACUUGAUAUUAAGAUAAAUGACUUAAGGAGACUUAUAUUGUUAAGAUUAACCUUUACAUAAUUAUUAAUUUGAUUGUUCUUUCGACGAUUAAUUUUAAAUUGAAAAUCGAAUCAUUGUUAAUAAAGAAAGCUUUUAGACUCGAGAAAUAUACGUAUAUAUAUUAAAACGCUGUAUUAUUAUGUAAGAUAGCGGAGUCUGUAAAUAAUUGAGACGUUUUAUCUGUCUUUUUUUUUUCUCUCUCUCUCUCUCUCUCUUUCACUGAUAAAAAGAAAAAUUCCUGUAGAACAUUUUCACUUUUAUAAGCAGUAUACGAAAACAGUGAAGUAUUUAGAAUGGUAGAAUCCUGAGUGUAUUUUGUUCCUUUAACUAUAUGCGGUCGACGUAAUUUUACUCAUUUGACAUAUUGUAUAGGCGCAAUAUUAAAUUAUAUUCAAUUGUUA